Molecule: messenger RNA, 1581 nt
Organism: Exophiala aquamarina CBS 119918
Lineage: Eukaryota; Fungi; Ascomycota; Eurotiomycetes; Chaetothyriales; Herpotrichiellaceae
Exons: 1
Coding region: 1-1581 (526 amino acids)
Molecular function (GO): protein binding
Source: RefSeq, a predicted model, not a curated record
AUGGCGUCACCUCUUCCUCGACUCCAUGACCCUACCCUGCUAAAGCGCGAACACCUUCGCUUCCAUCAACGAGACUGCCACUACAACGAGGUUCUGAAUGAUGUAUCCGAAUUGCGACGGCGGAUCCGUCUUGACUCUCCCUCAACCUGGUCAAUGCCCAAGACGGAAAGUGUGGACGCUGGAAUCAUCGGCACCUUACCCUUCGAAGGCAUUGUGAAUGUCCUGCGCCACACGACAAUCUCGGAUCUCUUCAAACUGCGUGCCACCAAUUCUCGUAUCAGAUAUAUCAUUGAGCAGUGGGAACCUUUCAAGUUGAUCAACACUCAUGGCGGGGAUGCUGUCAGAGCUCUUUUAGCAACUGGUGCAGGUCUGUUGUGGACAGCAGGUCAACUCAUCAACGUUCUCUUCACAACCAAAUGUGAACUAUGCGGCCAACACGGCGACAUUCUCCACUUGUUGAAACUCAAAAGGUGCUGCUUCCGCUGUCUGUCCCAGGAACGCGAGCUGCUGGCCGUAACAAUUGAAUACGCACAGCAAUUCCUGAGACUAUCUGACGAAGAAUUGGAAAAACUGCCAAAGCUCAGAACAAUCCUUCAGAAGGAUUUCUGGGGUUUUCCCAGCCUCCGAGGUAUCAUUGUCGACUAUCAGACAGCGUUGAAGGUUUCAGGUGAUCGUGCUCUGAACUAUCCAGGAAAGUAUCCUACGCCUGCACUGUACUCUUAUAAGGUCAAGCGAACACGUGUACGACUUGAAUCAAAUCAUCGAAGCAUUCAACCAAGACCGAGGACGAGACUCCACGAGCGCCGAGGACACACUGCUGCUAUGAAGCUCCCAUCUCCAAUAUUCGCAGCUCCUGAAACAGAUUACAGGCAACACGCUUGCGCUGUUCGACAACCCGCGAUGACACGCAAACGAGCUAGGGUAACGGACGGCACCUUCAAGGAUAAUGUUACUGUUGUCAAUGGGGUUCGCUGUGAAGGAUGUGCCUACUACUGGAACUACCACUCACCACUACCGUAUCAUUUCCACAAAAUGUAUACCCAUGAGCAAACAGGGGGCCCAACGGAGUUCACCAAGCAUUUGCAGCAUUGCAUCUACGCGCAGGCUCACUGGGCAAGAAUAAACAACCCUCGGCGUCCAGUGCCACUCCAGAAGCAGAUCGAGGUACUUGAUGGGUGGAGAAAUUCGUUCUGGCCUCGCCACCCGGCACCCACGCUCGAACAAUCUACGCCGUGGUUCGAGCUUAUCCCUCAACGGCUCGAGAACGAGUUGAUAGAUCACGAGACUAAUUUCAGAACCUUCGAGCAACCAUACGAAUGGCCAGCGCUUCCCUUGGAACGGCCCGAGACAGAUGACGAAGCUUUGAUGCGGUGGCGCAUCGAAUAUCAAGGACACAAGGCUGCCGAAGACCACCGUGUGGUGGACGACUUUGACCUGUACUGGGACAUGCUCAUCAGCCAAGAAGCCGUAAGCCAGAGCAACUGGGCUUGUGGAACCCUGUGCAAUGGAAGCUUCGCACUCUUCAGAGGGCCAUACACGUUGCUUGAGAGCAAGCGUGCUCGCCACGACAGGAAGUUCUAG